UAGGUCCGUCCAAGUUUAUGCCUGGGCUUUGUUUUCAUUCGUUUAAAUUUCUAACCUGUAAUUGCAUUGGCCAUAAAGGAGCAACCGCGUUAUUAUAAUUCGCGUUUACUGCGGCUCUUCGUCUGACUCGAAGAACUAAAUCUCCCCUAUUAACAUUGUUGCACUCACACACAUUUCGUGAUGUGAACAGUCUUGGGAAUCACGUUGGCGGGAAAAAUCUAACCUGAUUUUAGUCCACCGAGAUUGAAGCUCACAAGUAGCUUACAAGUAUUACGACAUAUUCAUUUGGCCCUGCGCUUUCUAACGAUAUCAAAUGGCCGAGAAAUUGGAAGACCUGAACUUGCCCAAUGCUGUGGUUACUAGGAUCAUAAAAGAAGCCUUGCCUGAUGGAGUUACGGUCGGGAAAGACGCUAGGACGGCAGUAGCGAAAGCUGCAUCUAUUUUUAUAUUGUAUCUCACAUCGUCUGCCAAUAUAAUAGCCAAGAAAGGAAAUCGUAAAACCAUCAGUGGUCAAGAUGUGAUCCAAGCAAUGAUGGAUAUUGAGUUUGAUCAGUUCGUUGAUCCGCUACAGGAAUCAUUGGAAAAUUUCAAGAAGGCUCAGAAAGAAAAGAAAGAUGCUACAUCAAAGAAGAAGCAACAGAAGAAGGACGAAGAUGAUGCAGGGGAGGAAGAAGAUAUCUCCGGGAAAGAAAUUACAGUUUUCUGAUGCAUAUGAUUGAGCCGAGCUUGUUGUAUCUUAUUACCUAAAUUAUUAAAAGAGAAAGAAACAAGUCGAGUAAGAAGAUAAAAUCAUGUGUGAAUCAAAAUAA
Harpegnathos saltator (Jerdon's jumping ant) is the source of this 809-nucleotide messenger RNA. RefSeq names its product DNA polymerase epsilon subunit 3 Chrac-14 (gene Chrac-14). NCBI's taxonomy places the organism in Eukaryota, Metazoa, Arthropoda, Insecta, Hymenoptera, Formicidae. The coding region runs from base 314 to 706 and encodes 130 amino acids. Gene Ontology annotation, molecular function: protein heterodimerization activity; chromatin DNA binding. The record is from RefSeq and is a predicted model, not a curated record. Gene Ontology annotation, biological process: heterochromatin formation; leading strand elongation; DNA damage response. Gene Ontology annotation, cellular component: CHRAC; epsilon DNA polymerase complex. The transcript has 2 exons.